GACAGGCUGCUGAGUGUGCCAAUAUUAAAGUUUUGUUGGGCAAUGUGAUUUAGAGCUCAGGCUGACCUGUGUGCACAACACUUACUGUGCAAGUUUUACCUGUGUCAAAAACAGCUAGUGUGUGAAGCUGUUCUGGUGAAUAGUUUGGAGGAAAAUCAGUCAUCCCAAGUUGUUAGGAGAUGUAGGUAGUGUAAUGAUCAGCUAGUAGUAUAAGUAAGGUGUGAGACAGUGGCUAGGUAAGGAGUGCAGAGCAUGCGACACACUCUGCGCAAGCAGUGAGGCGCGCCCCAGGUAAACCACUGUAACCGGGCCUUCUCUCUCCCUCUUACAGCGGACUGACAGGCAGACAAUAGAAAGGGGCAGGACUUGUGCUAGAUGUGCCAAGGUUUGGCGGGCUUCACUUCCCAUUCAGUACAAGGGAGGCUGCUAUUACAGUAGACCCUAUCAGAGAGAUAUCACAGAGUGCCACUGACCGGCAGAGUGGGCAGACUACCUGAGUGACCAGUCACUGGACAUUACACAGCACACCUGUACUACCACACCUGAGACUUGGGGAGUUGUACCUGCUGAUUACAAGUUAGCCCUGUGUGCUUGGGAGUGAAUGGGGGACAUGUAUGUGGCUUGUACUAGACUGUGGUGAUCGUACAUGUGCUAUCUACCAUCAAUCCAGCUAGUCUGCGCAUUUGACAUUGUGUAAUUCCUUUGGGGGACACAUAUAUACCCUAAAGAUGAAGUUGGAGAUACCAAUUUGCAGACUGACCACACUGGUGCUGACCAUUACCAGUCUGGCACAAGCUAUGAUUCCUUUGCCACCAUUUAAGAAGCUCAAGGAAAACUACCCCGGUUACAGACAUCAUGGAGGUUAUUAUAGCAACAAGAAAUUCCUGCGGCUGAUUAAAGUGAAAUCAGAAGAUUUGCUCCAUGACACAAGCGCUUUAAGACUGUCCUAUGCAUUUAAUAAAGUUGGCGGAGAGCACUCCCUUGGGAAGCAGUUGAUUCGACUUUCCAAAUAUGGGCAAGACAGUGUCCAAGGGAAACAGGGCAUGCAGUUCAUAUUCCAUCCCAUUGCUUAUGGACCAUAUAUGGCUGAUAAAUAUGGCUAUCCCAGUGUGUCAAAGGUACAUGAAACUGACCCUCUUGACACAAUGAAAAGUUUCUAUGGGAAACAAGGUAUCCUUCGUGUGCUGACCUACACAAAACGAGGAAACAUUCCCAAUGGGCAUGUGGCAUUAUGGGAUUGCACUCAUUUCCACCAAACAAAAGACUGGAUUACCAAGCACACCUUGAUUAGCGUGGAAUUCUGGGAAUCUCCAGAUUCGAACUGCGCUCAUGCAAUGGCACAGCCUCAGGAUAGCAGCAAAACUAUACCAACGACAACACCACCUACAAUACAGUGGAAAGAACAUUCGGAAAUCACCAAUGAAAGAAAUUUAGCGAAAAAACUUCACAUGAGUGCUUAUAUGAAAAAACUUUAUCGGACUUACUACAAGCACAAGUCAACAAGGCAACUUCAUCGUCAUGGUCACCUAAAGCGACACAAGCAGUCAACGAUGACAACGUAGCAGUUUUAAUGACAGCUACUAAAGACGUUUCUGACUGAGUUCAGCUGUUCUGGUGCACAAAAUGCCAGACCAGAUCUGUAUAUUAACUUAUUGCUUGUGAUCACUGAAUUCUGCAUAAGAUUUAUUUUGUUAUUGCAUUUUUUGUGUGUUGCAUUUGCCACGUGUAAAGACUGUUUGAAAACAGAGGUGCUUAGGACAUCAAAUGUGACUACUGUGGACCACAGGCUCUGUGGGCAUUUAUUUUCCACCGCCAAAUCUUUCGCAAGAGGAUUGUGGGUAAUGUGGAUGUGCAUAUGGGAUGCAAAAUGGAUGUAUGGUGCUGUCUUUGUUUUAGAGAAAAAAAAACCACAGAAAAGAUAAAAAAAAAGUUUUUGAAUGACUGAUUUUUGAAAUAAUGUGUAUAUUUAGGUUAAGAUGUGUUGUUGAACAUUUCAAAAUGUUCUGCCUUGAUUUCUGGACCAGUUGGUUGUGAAAUGUGUUUGUUCAUUAAUUUUGUGUUGAAAAUUUAAAGUAAAUCAGCUGCUGAUGGCUUCUUUACAUUUCUGGGGUCAGUUCAUAGGUUAUGCCUAAAAUCUAGUCAUAAAUUCACAUACUUCAAUAGUUCAUAAUUCAAAACUUCCAAAAGAAUUUAUUUAGCAAUAAAUUUAGAAACAAAUUCUUCAUUCGUCUGUCAGACUGACAACUGAGUUUAAAUUCAAACUUUUUUUCUGGAGUAGACGGCAUCAAUCUUCAUGUUAGUAUACAUGUAUAUAGAUGGUAGUCAAUGGCCAAUUAUGCAAAUUUAUGUAUGACAUAAAAUAUUUAAUAAUUCAUUCAUUUUCAUAUGUAAAUAUCGAACCAUUAAUUCAAGUCCUACUUUAUUAUGAGCUCAUUAAAUUGUCAUGUAAGUGCGUGUACAUAGUGGAAAUGUUGUAAUUCAUCAGUGUGCAUGGAAACGUGAGUGCAUGUGACUAGUGUCUAAAACUGAGGAGCCCUAAUUUACAUAAAGCAUAACACGGAUAUGAGAUCGAGACAUUUUUAAAAUGUUCUAUGAGAGGAAGAAAAAUGCUUACUGUAUAUCUGUGCAUGAUUCUUUAUGUCUCUCUCAGUCUUCAUGAUAAAUGUAUGUUAUUCUCUCUUGUCUUUGUAAGCACAUAUGAUGUGCCUGUCAAUGUAUUUCACACUGCCACAGCAUUAGGGGGAUGUUUCAUUUGUACAAUAUUUUUCUACACUUUGGAUUUACAAAUCUGUGAACGAUGAGCUACCACUAAUGUCAUCACACUAUAUACACCAUGUUAAAUGUAAAUGUGCUACUUGAUUAAUCCUGCCUAUAAUGAAAGAAAACAAAAAUGUUACUGAAAUUGACGUAAAAGUUUGCAAGAAUUUUAUGCUACAUAAAAUUUGAA
Messenger RNA from Liolophura sinensis, 2947 nucleotides. RefSeq lists its product as uncharacterized. The record is from RefSeq and is a predicted model, not a curated record. The transcript is spliced from 3 exons. The coding region runs from base 729 to 1562 and encodes 277 amino acids. Lineage: Eukaryota; Metazoa; Mollusca; Polyplacophora; Chitonida; Chitonidae.